Molecule: messenger RNA, 835 nt
Organism: Lathyrus oleraceus (garden pea)
Lineage: Eukaryota; Viridiplantae; Streptophyta; Magnoliopsida; Fabales; Fabaceae
Product: dof zinc finger protein DOF1.5
Exons: 1
Coding region: 177-662 (161 amino acids)
Biological process (GO): regulation of DNA-templated transcription
Molecular function (GO): DNA binding; DNA-binding transcription factor activity
Source: RefSeq, a predicted model, not a curated record
AAGCACUUUAUACUCCACCUACGUUUAGCUUUUUUUUGUCGUCUAGCACUUCGUUUAUAAUUAUGCUAACUAAUAAGCACUUUUCACUUUAUUAUCUCCCUAUAUAAAAGCACGACGUCUAUAAUAUUUCCUCCUCAACCCCAACCAAAAACUUCUUCAUUAAGAAAAAACCCAUCAUGGCUGAAGUGAGAAAAGAUGAAGAGAAUCCAGCGAUUAAGCUAUUUGGCGCAACGAUAAAAUUACAUGAAGUGGAAAUGAAAGAAAGCGAAGAAGAUCCGACGGUGGAGAAGAGAUCAGACAAGAUCAUACCGUGUCCAAGAUGCAAGAGCAUGGAAACCAAAUUCUGUUAUUUCAACAACUACAACGUUAAUCAACCGAGACAUUUUUGUAAGAGCUGUCAGAGGUAUUGGACGGCCGGUGGAGCCCUCCGUAACGUACCGGUUGGUGCCGGUCGUCGGAAGGCUAAGCCUCCGGGUCAUGAAGAUGGAGGUUCGCCGGAAAGUUGUGUUUAUGAAGGUGAUUCUGAUGAUCAUGGACGUAAGUUUGGAUUUGAUUUGGAUAAGUGGCAGGUUGAAACGAUUCCUCAGAGUGGUUUCCGGGAGGUUUUUUCUGGUAAGCGGCAGAGAAAGAAUUCAGGUUGUUAUUCGUUAGCUAUGAUGUAAUUCUCUCGUUCUUUUCACUAUGGAUAGAGAAUAAACCAUUCUCUCAUAUGAAUUUUACGUUUUUAAGAUUUAGACGAGGUAUUUAGAGAAUAUAGUCUCAAAUUAAAACGAUUCAAAAUUAUAAAAUUAAACUGUAUAUUUGUAUCUAAUGAUAAUUUCUUAUUCUCAAUUUA